Mauremys mutica (yellowpond turtle) is the source of this 1053-nucleotide messenger RNA. RefSeq names its product ER membrane protein complex subunit 10 (gene EMC10). Gene Ontology annotation, cellular component: EMC complex. The transcript has 8 exons. The record is from RefSeq and is a predicted model, not a curated record. Bases 40 to 789 code for a protein of 249 amino acids. Lineage: Eukaryota; Metazoa; Chordata; Testudines; Geoemydidae.
GCGCGGCGGCUCGGCCCGUGACGUCGCCAGCGCGCGACCAUGGCUGCCCUGCGCGCCUGCCGGCUCCUGCCGCCGCCGCUGCUGCUGCUGCUGCUGCUGCCCGGGCGCUGCCGGGCCGGGGGCUGCCGGGGCCUGGGCCCGCGGCCAGGUGAGGGUCGGGACUCCGAGGCCUGUGUCCUCACUCUGCAGCUGGAGCAUUCGUUUGAGCCGGACGACAGCAUCCACUUCCGGAAGCGGGGGACCCUGCUCUGGAGCCCGGCGCCCGAGCCCAGCCUCUCGCUGAGCCAGAAGCAGCUGUGCGAGGAGGAGCGCGCCAAGCUCAGGGAUGUGGCGGCGCUGAAUGGGCUGUACCGGGUGCGAAUCCCACGCCGGCCCCUCGGGGCCGUGGAGGAAGCUGGAGUGGAAUAUGUCACCUCCUUCGUCCGAGCGUGCUCACUGGUGGACUCCCACCUGUCGGACCGGCUGACGGUGCACACGGACGGGGCAGGGAACGUGAUCGGCGUCUCCAUCGUCACCGUGCCGGGGUCCUGCCACGGUGCCGAGGUGGAAGAUGUCGAUCUGGAGGCCUUCAACACCACGGUGCUGCUGCAGCAGCCGGUCCCGGCAGCCGUCCCUGAAACUGCAGCGUUCAUCGAGCGCCUGGAGCUGGAGCAGGCGCAAAGAGCCAAGAACCCGCAGGAGCAGAAAUCCUUCUUCGCUAAAUACUGGCAUUUAAUUCUGGGUGGGGCCAUGCUCCUCCUGGCCACCGGCUCGGUGAAAGUCCCGCGGGAGCCCGGAAGCCAGCCCUGAGCAGCCAAUGGAUGUACAUAAUUCCCGUGGUGCUGUUCCUCAUGAUGUCUGGAGCGCCCGACGCCGGGGGCCAGGGUGGAGGCAACGGGGGUGGAGCCGGUGGCGGGGGCAGGUGAUGAUCGCCCUUAUGCUGCGGGGGCAUGGGGGGGCCCCCUGGGAGCUGCCUGAACCCCCAAAAGGCAGGGGAGGGGCUGAGCCAGUCGUGCCCUCGGCUCUGGGUGUAGGUGUGGGGCUGGGACCCCAUGGCGGUAAAUAAAGGCUGUC